ACCAUGUCUAAAGCCACGGUGAAGAAGCUGCACUGGCGCUCCAAGGUGCAGGAGAGCUUCGUGCCGUUGGGCGGCGGUUCGGGCGAGCUGGGUUUGGCCAUCGGGGGCGGGGCCGACUACGGGGAGUUCCCAUUCGUCACGGCAGCCCCCGGAGGCGGGGCCACAGUGGGUGAUGUCAUCCUAGAGAUUGGGGGGACGCCCGUGUUAGGAAUGACACUGGGUGAUGUCAGAGGAGUCCUCAACUCCUGCCCUCAUCCAAUCAGAAUCAAGACUGUCUCACCAGGCUCGUCUCUCUGUAAGGACCUCAGGUUGUAUCUCAGUAAGUGUUUCACUCCGGGCUCCAUGGACAGUCAGCUGCAGCAGCUCAUCAGAGAGAACCUGUACCUGCGCGCCGUGCCCUGUACGACCCGGCAGCCGCGGGACGGUGAGAUCUCAGGUGUGGACUACAACUUCGUCUCCAUCGAGGAGUUCUUCUCCCUGGAGGAGUCGGGAGCGCUGCUGGAGAGCGGCAAGUUCAAGGGGAACUACUACGGCACGCCCCGCCCCGUCCACAUCGGGCCGGAGAGUCCACCAAUCACGUACCAGGAGCACCGCAACCUGCUGAGGAACUUCAGGACCCGCAGCAAGUCUCUGAGCAACCUGGAGAAAGCUGUGGAGGAGGGGGAGAACAGCGAGGAGGACAGCGGCCUGUCAGCGGGCUCAGUCGGAGCCCCGCCCCCUGCUCUGCCUCUCAGCCAAUCAUGGGAGUCGGCGCCAGGCAGUCGGGAGGUCAUGGAGAAUGGAGGAGGAGGAGGAGGAGGAAGAGGAGGAGGAAGAGGAGCUCCCCUGCCUGAGAACUGGGAGCUGGCGUACAGCGACUCUGGAGAGCCGUACUACAUCGAUCAUGUCUCCAAGACGACCAGCUGGCUGGAUCCUCGAGCUCAGAGCAAAGAGACGACUUCCUGUACGGAGCUACCAGAGUUCACGGAGCAGCCCAGCCAGUUAAAGGGAUAUUCCAUCCACACUCGUCUGUCUAAGGGCCCUCGAGGCUUCGGCUUCAACAUCGUCGGAGGAAGUCGGCCCCGAGAGUUCCUGCAGGUUUACAGCGUGACGCCCGGGGGCCCGCCCGCUCUCAACACAGCCGACAUCCUGGUCUACAUUAACGACACCUGCGUGCUGGGACUGUCCCAUAAGGAGGUGGUGGAGAUGCUCAAAUCAGUUCCCAUGGGUCAGAGCGUGGACGUGGUGCUGAGGAGAGGCUACCCGAUGCUCUACAACCCAGACGGCUGUCCCAAACAGAGCCUGGACCCGCCCACCCACCCCCCCGGCCUGGCUAAUCUGAACCGCGGCCUGCCACACCUCAACUACAGCCGGACGCUGGACGCCAACAGCAGCGCAGCAGGACUGGGACAAACCCCGCCCUCCUACGCUGUUCAGCCAAUGACAAACGGGCUGGCGGGCCCACCCACCCCCACCUCCUCUGACCCCCCUCUGGGCCCGCCCCCUGCUCCAGAGAGGACCACAGCCAUUCACAGCGACUCUGAUGGAGGCCCGUCCAACGCUGGGACAAGAAGGUCUUCUCUGAUUCGCUACAACAGCAGCUCGCUCCCCGCCCCCUCCUCCUCCUGCCUCCUGCACCACCAGAGCUCCAAGUCAUCAGAGAGCGACCUCUCUUGCUCCACGCUGCCCAUGUCCUCCUCCAUGCACCACAUCACCUCCUCCACGCUGCCCCUCACCUCCUCCUCCUCCAACACCCUUUGUAAACUGCCCCUCCCCCAGCCUGAAUCAGGACUUCUCCCAAACUCCACCAACACCACCACCACCAACAGCGCCUGCUCCUCCUCCGCCACACCUCCCGGUGCACCUGUCCAGCGGCCACCGAUGCCCCAGACCUCCCUUGCACUCACCCCGCCAAGGGAAGUCCCACCUUGUGGGUUUAAUGGAUGCCCGGCCAACCACCAAGCGCCCUCUUCGGCCUCCCGGCCCAGCCCAGGGAUGGUGCUGCCUCUCGGGGCUGGGUCUCCUGGGGCGGCGCCCGGUGGGGAGCUUGUCCCGGUGGCUCUCGGGCGCAGUGAGUGUGGUGGACUGGGAUUCAGUGUAACAGCAGGGGGGCAAGGAGGUCAGCUGGCGGUGGUGAGACGUGUCUGGGAUCGGAGGCAAUGCCCCUCACUGCAGCCAGGGGACGCUAUAGUCAAGAUCAAUGGAGCAGAUGUGCAGGGUCUCAGCUUUGCCCAGGUGCAGAGAGUCCUGCAAGAACACACCAAACAGGGGGAGGUGGUGCUGCUGGUCUACAGAGGAGGUGCUGUCUCCUCUCCAGUCGUCACCCCCAACCUCUACAAGCCCCUCCCCUCCCCUCUAAGCCCCACCUCCUCCUCCUCCUCUCACCCACCUGUUUCAGCCGACUUGCCUUCCCCAGCCUCGGGUGCCUUGGUGGGGGGCGUCCCCCCCCUCAGCCAGGCCGGCUCGGCCCUCGGGAGCCCCCCAGAGGGGGCCCAACCCACCCCAGGGACACACCAAGUGGCUCCUCCCACUCAGACGCCUAACGGGCCCUCGGCGUCGGCCCUCGUCCAGAGCACCAGCUUCCUGGAUUCGGUUCCUGUGACGCUGACCUUGGAGCCCCGUGAUUGGCUGGGAGUGGAGGAGAGCGCCGGGGGCCCUCCUCCAAUCAGAGCAGGAGAGGGAGGAGCCCUAGGAGCCAUGGCCAAGGACGGGCGAGGAGCGGGAGGAGGAGGAGGAGGAGGAGGAGCGAAGACGGUGGAGGUGGAGCUGCGCAGGAGGCCGGGGGAAGGCUUCGGGUUCGUCAUCGCCACCCAGGACGUGACCAACGGGGGUGAGUUCCUGUUAGCUAGCAGCCUGACCGGAAAGCCCCCCGCUGCACACCUGCAACCAGGAAGCUCGACUGAGAAUAGAGAGAGAGAGUCAGGUUUCUGGUUCAGGAUGUUGGAGCGACUGCAGUCGGCGCUGAAAACUGUCAAGGAGUCCAAACCCUCCUCUGUGCUGUCUCACCGCUUCGUGACGGUGCGGCGUGGCAGCCCGGCGGCGCGCAGCGGCCAGAUUCAGCCGGGCGACCAGCUGGAGGCGGUGGAGGGCCGGCCGGUCGUCGCCCUGCAGCACCGAGACCUCGCCCAGAUCCUGAGGAGGGCGGGCAACACCCUGCGGCUCAGCAUCGUGCCCCGACACAACUCGUCGGCUCUGCCAGAAGCAGCAGAUUUGGAAACUGAUGGCAGGUUGAUGAAAGCAUCCAGAGGAAGGUCAAAGGGCGAGUCCAGGUUCUACAGUGUGGAUCUGGAGCGAGGGCCGACUGGUUUCGGCUUCUCCCUGCGGGGCGGCAGCGAGUACAACAUGGGUCUGUACGUCCUGGGACUGAUGGAGGGGGGGCCGGCCCAGCGCAGCCACAAGAUCCAGGUGUCUGACCAGCUGGUGGAGAUAAACGGCGACAGCACGGCAGGGAUGACUCACAGCCAGGCGGUGGAGCAGAUCAGGAGGGGAGGACAUCGCAUCCACCUCGUCCUCAAGAAGGGAAACGGAUACGUUCCCGACUACGGCCCUGAAGAGGGCGCCCUCUCCCCCUCCUCCUCCCCAAACACAGAGGAGCAGGGUGUGGAUCCAGUAACCAAGACAACCGCCUCCCUCAACAGGCACACAGGAGGAGCAGGAGGAGGAGAGAGGAGGAGCGGGGGAGGCAGGCAGAGGAACGCCGGAGGAGAAACCAAACAACAAAAAGGAGGAAGAGGAGGGAGAGGGACUCCUGAUCUGGACCUGGACCUGAGCGAGGUAGACAGAAGGGAGGAGCGGGAGGGGAGAGAGGAGAAGGAGCAGGAAGCAGAAAGUGAAACCCGCCGCACAAAGCACUCUGGGAGUUCUGCGCCAGCGACCAAUCAGAGAGCUGCGUUCUCCUUCCUCAUGCCGCUGGACGACGCCGACGAGCGCCAGGCGUCCGACAGCGAAUCGGUGGCCAGCUUCUCCGAGGUCAGCCUAUCAGCAGCCAGCAUCGUGACCGGGGAGGCGGGCUCCGACUGGAGGGAGGACUCUGAUUGGAGGAGAUCUGAGUCGUCAUGGCGAUACGGGGACGUGCCCGGCCCCUGGCUGAAGCCCAGCCCCCAGAGACUCACACAGGUUCUGAUUGGUAGUCGGCUCAAGGGGAGGGACUUGGCGGGAGGGCUCUCUCUCUGAUUGGCUAAGAGCAAGAAUUCUCUCGGCUGUUUUUUAUUUUUGGUUUGGCUACAAGGGCUCUGCCUUCUCUGAUUGGCCCACUGAACUGGAAGACCCGCCCCUCUGUGUGGACAUCUCCGCUUUUGAUCACGAGGAGGAUCCUUCCUCUGACUGGCUGACCCAGAGGAGGCGGGAUUAGAAGCCUCCGUCUUUGAUUGGCCCGUCCUCAAACCCAGAUUAGCCAAUGACACAACAGCCCCGCUGCACACAGAACCGCCCACUUCACACCGUCCAAUCACACGCUCUGAUUUUACCCAUCAUCCUUCAGUACAUCCUCCCAUCAUGUCUGUGUUUGAACAGUCCAAACCAGAGAUGUGUCCGCCUGCAGGGGGCGCCACGGAGCCUGAGAGCGCCAGCUCUGCCUGCAGGGGGCGCCGCAGAGG
Molecule: messenger RNA, 4574 nt
Organism: Myripristis murdjan (pinecone soldierfish)
Lineage: Eukaryota; Metazoa; Chordata; Actinopteri; Holocentriformes; Holocentridae
Product: membrane-associated guanylate kinase, WW and PDZ domain-containing protein 3-like
Biological process (GO): signal transduction
Cellular component (GO): cell-cell junction; cytoplasm
Molecular function (GO): protein binding
Source: RefSeq, a predicted model, not a curated record